Galeopterus variegatus (Sunda flying lemur) is the source of this 3512-nucleotide messenger RNA. It is a transcript of the gene GOSR2, whose product is annotated as golgi SNAP receptor complex member 2. Gene Ontology annotation, molecular function: SNAP receptor activity; SNARE binding. NCBI's taxonomy places the organism in Eukaryota, Metazoa, Chordata, Mammalia, Dermoptera, Cynocephalidae. The coding region runs from base 46 to 684 and encodes 212 amino acids. The record is from RefSeq and is a predicted model, not a curated record. The transcript has 7 exons. Gene Ontology annotation, cellular component: late endosome membrane; SNARE complex; endoplasmic reticulum membrane. Gene Ontology annotation, biological process: intra-Golgi vesicle-mediated transport; vesicle fusion.
ACGUGGUCUGAGGCGGUCAGAGCCGGAGCCGGCGCUGCCGGCGCCAUGGAGCCGUUAUAUCAGCAAACGCACAAGCAGGUCCACGAGAUCCAGUCUCACAUGGGGCGGCUGGAGACAGCAGACAAGCAGUCUCUGCACUUAGUAGAAAAUGAAAUCCAAGCAAGAAUAGACCAGAUAUUCAGCCAUCUAGAACGUCUGGAGAUUUUGUCCAGCAAGGAGCCCCCGAACAAAAGGCAGAAUGCCAAACUUCGUGUUGACCAGUUAAAGUAUGACGUUCAGCACCUGCAGACUGCUCUCAGAACCUUCCAGCAUCGGCGCUACGCAAGGGAGGAGCAGGAGAGACAGCGAGAGGAGCUUCUGUCUCGCACCUUCACCACUAAUGACUCUGACACCACCAUAUCAAUGGAUGAAUCACUGCAGUUUAACUCCUCCCUCCAGAAAAUUCACCAUGGCAUGGAUGACCUCAUUGGAGGCGGGCAUAAUAUUCUGGAGAGACUGAGGGCCCAGAGACUGACCUUGAAGGGGACGCAGAAGAAGAUCCUUGACAUUGCCAACAUGCUGGGCUUAUCCAACACGGUGAUGCGGCUCAUUGAGAAGCGGGCUUUCCAGGACAAGUACUUUAUGAUCGGCGGGAUGCUGCUUUCCUGUGUGGUCAUGUUCCUCGUGGUUCAGUAUCUGACAUGAGCAGCCAAGCACAGCAGCUGAUCAACGUUCCCACUGCGUGAGAGUGUGUAUGAGUGUGUGUGUGUUUGUGAGAGAGAGAGGAAGGCCCAGAGGCCGCCUUUUGAAACGUAUGCCCGUCUUAACUGUGAAGACCGCUCCAGAGUAAUUGUGAUCUAGUUUCAAACCUGCUCUGUUUCCUGUGACAUCUUGGAGGGGAGGCUAGUGCCACCAAGAUGUGCGGUGCUUAGGAAAUGAAAGAAGUCCCUUUUCUCUCUCACUCUCUGUUGCUCUGACUGGGGAAGGGAAAGAACGUGGUGGCUUUGUCCACACCGCUGAGGUGCACCCUGGGAAGCCUUCCACCUUGCAUGCAGGACUUCCACAUUGUUCACACCUUGUCAUCAUCUGGCCAUUCCAGCUCCUAAUGGAUAGGCAGGAGCAAAAGCAAAAAGGAGAGGAAAUAGGCCUGCUUUUCUUGCACCCGUUAUGGUGGAUCCAUUCACAUGCUCUUGCUCCAUCCCCGUACCCCACCCCAACCCCCCACUGUACACGCAGAGACAGAAAUGAUAAGUAGAUGACUAACUGCUAAUACGCAUCAUCCUUCCCUGGAAGCAGCUACCUAGGGGAAACAGAGGUGUUGAAACUGUUGCUGAUAACUGUGAGAUUUUCCACACUACGGUUGUUGGGUGUGUCUCCUUUCUAGAGUGAGGCUGGUGUUAUUCCCUGCGAGUGUUCAGUUUUGACACUGAUGACCCUAGUCACUGACUUUUUCCCACUUGUUAAUAGAAUGGUUGGCUUUCCAGGUUCAGAGAGGGCCAAGGCUUCGGUGAUCCUUUGCCCCUUAGAAAGUAGCCAUGAGCAAAUGUUAGCGAUUUGUUAAUUACAGUCUCAUGUCUAGUUUUAGCAUCUUUAAUUCUUUGGCUCUGUUCUUAUCUUUGAAAUCUAUUGGCAGCUGCCAGCCAAGCCCCCGUUCUGCCCAGCCAUUGUGAGCAGAUGCCACCCUGGAGAAGUUCCUGGUUUCUGUGCCCUUGUGAGACUGUUUUGAGGGACCACAACCUUUUUCCUUCUCUGAAACCUUGGAUUAAGGCUGUAUCAAUACGUGGUGUAUUGUGGAAUUUAUUAUAAAGCCAGUCUGUCUUGAAGUUCGUCUAAUGUGAUUAAUCAUUAAGAGUACGAGAAAGAGCCAGUUAGCAUAUUUUCUCAUCUGUCACAGGCCCUGCCAGCCCUACCAGCCCUGGGCUCAGUAGCCUCAUGGCAAGACAUAAAAUAGCACUCAAAAUUCCCCAGAAGAACUGGAGACCUGGUCAGUAUUAACCCAACCUUUGAUUGUCUUGCCCCACCCAUUUCCUGUCUUUGUUUCUUGUCGCUUGAACUCUCUGCCAUCUUAUUUCCCUUCUUCUCUGUAAGUGUUCCAUUCCACCUCCCCUCAUUCACCUCCCACCUGUUUCUGUAGCAGUAUUGGUCUCUUCAGGCACAUCUGUGGUAUAGCUUCUCCUUUGGUGAAUUUUCUUAAUUGUCACAGAUUUUUAACCUGAAUUUCCUUGGUACUAAUUUCGCACUUUUGGUCAGAUGGGAUCUCUAUUGCUCCUACCCCUCUGGGCCAAACAGGGGCCCUAGACUUCCAAGGAUGGAGGAAUCCAUGACCCCUUCUAAAAAGAAUUGAGGGCCUUGCCAGAGUGAAAAUAGUGGCCUGGAGGGUGGAUGGAGGGGUGGCGGCAUCUUUAGACCUAGAUCCAACUUUGGGGAGGCACAGUUUGAACUUUUCUUUACACCCAGAACCCCUGCUGUCCCAGGAACCUAGGACAGGGCUCUUGGGAGUCCAUAGAACAGCUGGAUUUUUAGACUGCAAAGACCUGACUGCCCUGUCCGCCGCGCACUGACAGAUCCCACUAGACAGCAUGCUUUGGAGGAAGGCAUGCAGGGAACAGCUGAGCCAUUUGGACUUGAACUCUGGGAGGCAGAAACCCCGCCCUGUACUGGUUGAUGUGAUAUCUUUUUGUAGCAUACACCAGUGUAUUUCCACACUUGCCUUUUUAGCAAUCGUUGGCCUUGAGGUACCUUCCUGCCACACCUUCAGAGCCAUUCUUCCUACUUUGGAAUAAAAUGGGGGUGGUUUGUGGAUCUUUAUUGUCUAGGGCUAGGGAGCAGGAGCCAAUGCGUCCAGACACCCAGGGGCACUGAUACUGCGUGUUACCACAUGACUACCUUCUCUCACACAUUCACUUUCAGUGUCCUGUGAAGCACACACCUUGACCUAACUGGGUACAAGUGUCUCCACACAUAUUCCCCCCACCUUGUGUAGGGAAGGAUCCCAGGCCAGGGAAGCAGCACCCUCUAGUGGAGUCAGGAGUGAAUUCUUAGGUCGAGCUGGCCUACGUUGUUUGCUCCAGUGAAUUUAAAUGGUUUGAUUUGCAAAUUUGGAUUUAUAGCCAUUGUUUCUGAACCAUCAGUUGAAUAAAUUGAGCUUUAUUUUAUUUAGAAAAUUAUAUUUUGUAAAGGGAUUUGACAUUCAUUGUUACAGGUAACAAUCCCUUUUUUUAUAUUUCUUGCUCAGAGAUUCUCAAACUGCUCCAUGGCCAGAGGCUGGACUUACUGCCUCAGAAGCAGCUGGGACACUUUUGAAAAUGACAGAUUCCUGGGGCCUACCCCAGGCCUUCUGAAUUAGGACAUUUUUUUAAGUCUCUACGAUAAUUGUGAUGUGUGUAUUUUGAAACCACCGUCUCCUAGACAGAGGCUUUUGUCUUAAUCAGAGAUGAUAGCAUUUGAAAAUAUGUGCUGAACUAACUCAGCAUAUGUAUGUGAAGAGCAGAACUUGUCAAGUCUAAAAUAAAGUCAUGUUUGUUUAUAUCCUA